Molecule: messenger RNA, 1280 nt
Organism: Paramuricea clavata
Lineage: Eukaryota; Metazoa; Cnidaria; Anthozoa; Malacalcyonacea; Plexauridae
Source: the annotation of a GenBank genome assembly
AUGUCGAAGCAGGCAAGUUUAGACAAAGUUCGCGAUACUUUGGUAAAACUGAAAGAAAACAUCGACACCGCUGAAGAUCGAUAUCACGACGCAAAAGCAUCGAAUCUCGAAGCAGUUGACAGGUAUGAAUUUAUGUUUUGCAACACAAGCGAUCGUUACCAUCCAAUUUUCAGUACUUUCUUAUGUGAAUCAAGUUCGUAUUAUACACAUAUGAUUAUAUACGUUAUACUGGAAUUCUAUUUGUUGCCAAUUUCUGCAAAACGAACAUUAAGGAUUUAAAGGUGGAUUUCCACUACACAAUUUUUUCCUAAAACUGUCGCACGCAACCUGCUUACAACUUAAGUUGCGCUGUGUAAAUCAAACGCACAACCCACCUACAACAACGUGGGCAAGUUCUGUGCUUGAUUUACACAGUACAACUCAAGUUGUAAGCAGGUUUGCAUGCGACAGUUUUUGACAGAAGUUGUGUUAGUAUAUAUGGUGUCCAUGUUGGUCCCACCUUGUGCAUUCCAUUAGAACAUUUUUGGGUUUGUUUGAAUAUUUACAAGCUGUCUCAAAAAAUGUAAUAGGCUGUGUUCCAUAUAUAUUCGAUCUUACACAACUAAUUAUUUUAGUGGGAAUCGGAAAUUCAAUCUAUGAGAUUGCAUUUUGACACUAAGGUUACUAAAAUUGAUCUAGUAGUAAAACCAUGCAAUGUUACGCUGUUCAAAAUAAAGUCUGGUCACCCAAUGGACCAUUGAAAUCUUGAAUCGGUUGUGUCGGGUGAUUAAUAAGUUUGAAGACCCCUUACUUCAACAGCCACCACACCGGUUCUACUUGACCAACUGUAAUAAAUUUUAGUGUCAAAAUUCUUCUCUUGAUUAAAUUUUCGACGGAACAUAGCUAUUGCAUUUUUUGGGACACUUGUAAAUUACUUUUAUUGUUUAAAAUAAUGUUUCCUGAUCGGUUGGGUCACCUUCAAUUUGGAUUGGACAAGGAUGCCCAGCCAGGCCAGUGGCAGUAAUUAUUAAUGGAGCUAUACUGUACGAGGUACCGCACACCUACCGCCCCCUCCGAAGAUUUAGAACUCAAAGUAAAACGUCAAAAAUUACAGGAUUAAUAAAGUGCUCCCAAAAUCGGAAUUAAAAAUUCAUGUGGUAAAACAAAUUGACUGACUAGGUUGGAAAAAGCAGAAGAGGAACAGGAAAGUUACAGACGUCGUAUUAAGCUUUUGGAAUUUGAUUUUGAGAAAGCUAAGAAGACCUUGGCAGAAAAACAGGAACGUUUAGCACAUCUUGAAG